UCUUUCAUCGCCAGAAGAGCCUUUGUCUCUGCUCCCAUCCGUUCUUUCCAGACUGCACCCGUUCUGAGAGUCGGCAAGGAGAGCGCUCUCAUCUUCAUUGGCACCGGCAUGGCGCAAAACAACGCCUGGCACAUUUCGAGCGAGGGUCGCGCUGACGAGGCCGAGAGAAUCAAGAACGAGCAGAUCGAGAAGCAGAAGCAGGGCAAGGGUGAAUGGCACGAGGAGAUUGCCAGUGACAGCGAGAGCAUCGUCAAGGCAGACAGAGGUGACAUCAAGGCCGACGCCGACACGAUAAAGCAACUGCAGAAGGAGACCGAGAAGCUCGCUUCGCAGAAGAAG
This is a messenger RNA of Aureobasidium vineae, 339 nucleotides long. The record is from the annotation of a GenBank genome assembly. Lineage: Eukaryota; Fungi; Ascomycota; Dothideomycetes; Dothideales; Saccotheciaceae.